Solea senegalensis (Senegalese sole) is the source of this 1777-nucleotide messenger RNA. RefSeq names its product osteoclast stimulatory transmembrane protein. The coding region runs from base 3 to 1400 and encodes 465 amino acids. The record is from RefSeq and is a predicted model, not a curated record. The transcript is spliced from 3 exons. Gene Ontology annotation, cellular component: membrane. Lineage: Eukaryota; Metazoa; Chordata; Actinopteri; Pleuronectiformes; Soleidae.
GAAUGAAGUUCAUCACAGACACAGUUUUAAGGAGCAGAACAGGAUCUCGCAGACAGAUUCUAAAAUCUGUGCUGCUUUAUCUCUGGGACGUUUACUCUGCGCGUACACCUGCGGGCAGAGACGUCCUGACUCUGCUGUCCCUCUGUUUCACACUCGCCAUCAUUACUGGCGGCCUUCUUCAUCACUGGCUGUUCAGGACUCUGAGAUAUGACCAUGAGGCGUCCGUUCAGACGGCGUGCAUCUACAGCGUGGCUGUGUUUCUGCUCUCGUUCCUGUGUCACCCUCUGCGCUGUGUGCUGACCAUGAUUCUGCCCACUGUCUGCACCAAACAGGGCCGCAAACUCCUCAUCUCAGCCUCCGUGAUGAUCUUGGUGCUGAACGUCAUCCCUAAUAUCACGGUGAACGUUGGCGCCGUGGCCCACAUCCUGAAGUGCACCGCUGAGGGAUUUACAAAGACUCUGUUAAACUCAUCUGAACCCUUGAACCGGGCGAAGCAAGACCUGGUUGCAGAAACCAUCAAAGUGAAACGGGAAGACUUGAGCUUCGUCACUAAUUUGAGGAAGUUGGACCAUUUCACUCACAUUGAUGUGUCAGAGGUUAAAGGCAGGUUUAAAAAGAUGAUUGGACAGAUGGAAGUCAACUUCUCCUAUGCCAGGAAUCUGAUCAGAGAUUGCAAACUGCUGUCGAACAGGAUCCUUGCUGCUAUUUUUGUUGCUCUACUGAUCUUUGAAUCCUCGUGCUACUUGAAAUCUUAUCUGACGUCACUUCAGUUUGACAAUGGCCACUUCUCCAAAGAGCUGCUGAAAGAAACGACUCCUGUCGGUGGCAAAAGACGGACCAAAAAUAAGAUCAAUGCCCCGUGCCGUAGAAUAACAACUCAGGAAUGUACCUCCUGCUUCAUAUCACUGGUCGUGGUGACGUUAUAUUACACUGCGAUCACUUUAAUUGUCGCUUUGGAUCAUAUUGUGUAUCAUAUAGUUCAGGUGGUUUUGCCUUUGUUGCUGGACUUUCCACCUACAUCUGCCAGCAUAAGUGUCAGUUAUAAGGUUCAGUGGUUCGCCCCCGCUCUCUGUCUCAUCCCACAAUACUGCGUCACACAAGAGUUGACAAACUUCCACAGGGACUACAAGUGGACCUUCAGCCCCGAGCCAUCGCUCUGCGACGUGACAACUUCAGCACCGAACCUGGGAGUCACCCUCCUGCUGGGCUGUCUCUGGCUGAUGAGCUACUCCCUGGUGUUCCUGGAGGUCUACGCCAGACGGCUGCGCAGGAAAAUCUCUGCAUCUUUUUUCAGAGAGCAGCAGGGGAGGAGAAUGGCCUACUUGAUGAAGAAAGUGCAGGCAAAGCAGAAUGUAAAGGAGCAGGAAGAGACAGUUUCUGUAGAGGUUGACAGUGGGUGAAGUUGUCACUGCAGUGUUUGACUUUCAGAUUUCAAGAAUAAAAUAUUGAUUAUAAUAUAAUCAGGUGGGGUGCCGUGAAGCUGAAUGAGACCUAUUGAUUUGUGUGUUUGCUUUUCCUGCCAUGCCAACAUGAGGUGACCAGCAGAGAAAUGUCUUCACAGCUACUGAACAGACUUUUUUGAAAGUUGUGCACAGACUAUGGAUCCUUGUGACUUUUGUGAUCCCUUGAUUUGUCAGACAGCACCACCCAAUGGUCACAGUCUUCACGUUAUGAACUCUUGAUUCCUGAACCUACAUAUUUAUUGACUGGUGAUCUCCUGACUGCCUUUGCACGUUCUCCCUGUGUGUGUGUGUGUGUGUGUGUGUGUGUGUGUGUU